AUGAACAGCAGCAGUAGUAGUAGUAGUACGUUUUGCGCAGUUCCUCCAGGGUUCCGAUUCCAUCCGACCGACGAAGAGCUGGUGGACUACUACCUCAGGAAGAAAGUCAACUGCCGGAGGAUCGACCUUGACGUCAUCAGAGACGUCGAUCUUUACAAGAUCGAGCCAUGGGACCUUCAAGUGCACAUUCAUGCAGGGAGUGAAGAGCAGAGCGAGUGGUAUUUCUUCAGCCACAAGGACAAGAAGUACCCGACGGGGACGAGGACCAACAGGGCGACGAACGCAGGGUUCUGGAAGGCGACGGGGAGGGACAAGGCGAUCUACACGAAGAACGAGCUGAUCGGGAUGCGGAAGACCCUUGUUUUCUACAAGGGUCGUGCUCCGAACGGACAGAAGUCGGACUGGAUCAUGCACGAGUACCGACUCGAGACCGACGAGAACCCCGUUCUCCAGGCAAGUGCCACUAAGGUUUUUUGUGACGAAGGGUGGGUUGUUUGUCGGGUGUUCAAGAAGAAGAUAACAACAGUGAGAAAGAAAAGUGACCACGACCCAUCAGCUUGCUUGUACGACGACCAAGUCUCACCAUUCAUGCACACAUUGCAACCUGCACCGUCACUAGAUCACCGUCACCACCAAAGCUGGAGGUCAAUCUUUGAGAUGGACGGCGGUGAUCGUCUUCAUCGGCAGCAGCAGCAGCAAGCGGGAGCAGUGGACUCAGUGAUGGAUUGGAGAGUGCUUGAUAAGUUUGUCGCUUCCCAACUCAGCCUGCAUGAUGAUCAUUAUCAACUACAUGCAUGUAUGCAGUAG
This is a messenger RNA of Linum tenue, 807 nucleotides long. NCBI's taxonomy places the organism in Eukaryota, Viridiplantae, Streptophyta, Magnoliopsida, Malpighiales, Linaceae. The record is from the annotation of a GenBank genome assembly.